AUGGAUCUCAUCGAUGAUCGUGCAAUCCUUGACAACGAGGAUGAUGACGAGUCCUUUGACGAAGAUACGGGUGAGGUGAAGGAGAAGACAAACGGAACCAACGGUGGCUUCGAUGACUCCUCGGACGAGGAGGAGGACGAUGACGACGAAGAGGCCGCUGCGGAGGUCGCUAAAGACUUCAUCGUCGAUGAAGACGAAGAAGACGAAGAAGCCCGCCGAGAGAGACGACGCGAGCGAAAGAAACGGCGCCGCGAGGAACGUGAAGAUGAAGGGCUUGAUGAAGAAGAUCUCGAGCUGAUCGGAUUGAAACCCAAUGAGGGGGCACCCGAACCCAAAUUCAAACGACUCAAACGUGGUCCACGCGAAGAUCGAGAUGUUCAACAGAUCUCCGGCGUUAACGCCAUAUUCGGUCAGUCCGACGAGGAGGAUGACGCACCCGAUUACACUCGUCGAAGUCGUCCCGAUCGCCGGGGGUUGCAGGAUGAGUUUGAUGAUUUUAUCGAAGAAGAUGUGUUCUCCGACGAGGAGCAGCAGCGACAGCGCGAGGACGAAGAGGUGGCGCGGCCAAAUCGAAGAGGUAUCCCAGACUUGGGUAUCGCAGAUGCAGCUGGCCUCGAUGAACAGGCUCUAGAAGACUUCCGUGCUGCCUUCGGUGAUGGGACUGAUUACGACUUUGCUCUGGAAAAAGAGGAAGAGGCAGAUGAAGUUGAGGCCGAAAAGGACAAACAUCUUGACCUCAAGGAUGUGUUUGAGCCAUCGCAGCUAGCCGAGAAGAUGUUGACUGAGGAGGACAAUGUCAUUCGGUAUGCCGAUGAGCCAGAACGACACCAACUUGCCAGAAAGCCGUAUCGGCAUGUUGAACUCACAGAGGACGAGUUCAAAGAGGAAGCCGGCUGGAUAUCUAAUCUCAUGCUUCCGGGUAAGCAGUUCACCUCCGACCUUCACGAACCUUUCAGGCGAGCCAUCGCACAAGUUCUGGAGUUCAUGGUCCGAGACGACUACGAGGUUCCCUUCAUAUUCCAGAAUCGCAAGGACUAUCUUCUCCACGUUGUCCAGAAAGUCGUUGGAAGGGAUGAAGAUGGCAACGAACGGACAGUCGCAGACGCAACGCGAUUACUCGUCCAGCGCGAUCUAUGGCAGAUUUUUGAGCAUGACCUGAAAUACCGCGCUGUGAUUGAGAAGCGACAGGCACUGCAAAAGACUUAUGAGGAUCUAAAAUCCACUAAUAUCCCCGAGGACAGCACGUUUCAAGAAAUGCUACCUCUUGCAGCGACUAUGGAAGAACUUCAGGAUCUCCAGGACUAUCUAUAUUUCCAGUACGCAUCACAGCUCAAGGAUUUGGCGCUGACAUCCAACGGCGAGACGAACGGAAUCAACAUGUCCCAAAAAAAGGCCACCACGAAGACUGUGUACGAGGAGAUUCGAUCUUCAAAAGCCUUUGGGCUUGUCCGUGCCUUUGGCAUCACUGCCGACGGCUUCGCCCAAAACGCCGCUCGUCAAGGUAUCCGUACAUAUGCAGAAGAUCCCAGUGACAGCCCGGAGAAUCUAGCAGACACCAUGAUCGAUGAAGAGUUCCCGACGGGUUCCAAGGUUCUCAAAGCUGCAAAAUCAAUGUUCAUCGAGGAGCUGACGAACAAUCCAAGAUUUCGAGGGCUUAUCAGAAGGAACGUAUACAUCGAAGGUGUCAUAGAUUGUCACCGCACCGAAAAGGGUUUGAGAAAGAUCGAUGAGCAGCAUCCAUACUAUGAGUUCAAGUAUCUGCGGAACCAGGACUUUCGCUCAUUCUCCCAACGACCUGAUCUGUUUUUGAAGAUGCUGAAGGCCGAAGAAGAAGGGUUGAUUGAAGUCAAGGUCAAAUUGCAAACCCUCGAGAAUGUCAAGAAACAGUUCUACAAGUUUAUCGAAACCGACAACUACUCCACCAUUGCGGAUGCUUGGAAUGCGGAGCGGCGCGAAGUUGUCUCGGCCGCCGUAGAGAAAGUGAUGAAGCUUAUGGGUCGAUUGGUCAAAGAAAACCUCAAGGAACAGUGCGAGAACGCCAUUGGAAUCGAAUGCCGUGAGGAAUUUAACCAAAGACUUGAUCAAAGCCCUUAUCAGCCCAGAGGUAUGAAGAAGGGUACAACACCUCGCGUUCUCACAUUGUCCAAUGGUGGCGGAGCCGUUGGUCGCGAUUUGAUCUACUGGGCAUAUGUCAACGACGACGGCAGAGUCCUCGAACACGGUCGGUUUAAGGAACUUGGCCCUGGUGAUCGUGAGCGUAACAUCCCGGACGGUAAAGAUGUCGAAGCGCUGCUUGAGGUCAUCCGACGAAGAGAACCCGAAGUCAUUGGAGUGUCAGGCUGGAGCCCUGAAGCCCGCAAGCUGCAGUCAAACCUUGCAACGUUGGUCCAAAAUCAUGACCUUCGAGGUCCGGUGUUCUCCGAUGAGGAUGACAGAGACCGGAGCGAACUUUUGGAGGUGAUCAUUGUCAAUGAUGAGGUCGCUCGAAUGUAUCAAACGAGUGACCGAGCGAAGCACGAUCAUCCUGGAUUCCCACAACUGGCUCUCUACUGUGUUGCUCUGGCGAGGUAUAUGCAAGACCCUCUGAAAGAAUACGCCGCAUUGGGACGAGACAUCGUAUCGAUCAGUUUCCAUCCAGCUCAGAACCUCCUGCCUCAAGAGAAGCUCCUGAAGAAGCUUGAAAUGGCUCUGGUCGACACUGUUAACAUGGUCGGGGUGGACAUCAACGAAGCCACAAGCGACAGUGCCAUUGCAAAUCUGUUGCCGUAUGUGGCUGGUCUGGGUCCUAGGAAAGCCUCCCAUCUCCUGAAGGUGAUGAAUUUGAAUGGAGGAUUCAUUACCACUCGUGAAGACCUGCUCGGUCUUAAUGAAAAACACCAGGCAAUGGGAUUCAAAGUGUGGAGCAACGCGGCAGCCACAUUAUACAUCCCCUUUGAGCAAUCGGAACCUACAUCAGAGUACCUAGACGGAACGCGCGUCCACCCUGAAGACUACGACAUUGCUCGCAAAAUGGCCGCCGAUGCCCUCGAACUGGACGAGGAAGAUAUCGAAGCUGAGCGACAAGAGGGAGGGUCUGCUGCUAUCGUACGCCGCCUUAUCCGAGAAGAGGCACAAGAACGAGUCAAUGAUCUUGUCCUCGAAGAGUAUGCUGAACAACUGGAGAAAAAUCUCAACGCGAAGAAGCGUACCACAUUGGAAAACAUCCGUGCUGAACUCAACGAGCCUUACGAGGAACUCAGAAAUCCGUUCCGCAGCAAUCUGGGAGAAUCGGAGAUCUUCACAAUGUUCACAGGUGAGACAAGGGAAUCUCUGCAACGAGGUAUGAACGUCCCAGUCUCUCUGAAGCGGAUCACAGAUACCCACAUCGAGGGAAAAUUGGAUUGUGGCUUGGAUGCAGUCGUCGAGGAUGGCCAAUGGUCGGAAACUGGAAUGUCGCCGAAGCAAUUAUACACCCUGCACCAGACUGUGCAAGCUCAUAUUACCUCCAUCAAUCGAAAAGACUUCACGGUCACCGUGAGCCUGAGAGAUGACCAGCUGAAGAAGCCCUUCAAACGAUUCAACCACAACGACCGCAAUUACGACGAAUGGGAUGACCGCGAAGAGGCACAAGACAAAAAGCUUUUGGAAGAAAAGACAGAUUUGGGGAGCCGCGCCACUCGCGUAGUCAAACACCCCCUCUUCCGGCCGUUCAAUGCCAAGCAAGCAGAAGAGUAUCUGGCCAACCAAAACCGUGGCGAUGUUGUGAUCCGACCGUCGUCCAAGGGGACCGACCAUCUGGCAGUGACAUGGAAAGUUGCGGAUGGUAUUUUCCAGCAUAUUGACGUACUUGAACUCGACAAGGAGAACGAGUUUGCUUUGGGCAGGACUUUGCGAAUCGGUGGGCGAUACAACUACUCUGACCUGGACGAGUUGAUCGUGCUGCACGUCAAAGCCAUGGCGCGGAAAGUGGACGAGAUGUGUGGCAACGAGAAGUUCCAGGACAAGUCCAAGGCGGCACUAGAGGAAUGGCUGACCACAUACACCAACGCGAACCCCAAACGGUCCAUGUAUCAGUUCUGCAUCAAUCGAGAUCGACCAGGGCAAUUUCACCUGGUGUUCAAGGCCGGACAGAAUGCGAAACUGAUGGACUGGAGUGUCAGAGUGAUCCCACAAGGAUUUGAAUUGAUGAAGCAACCGUAUCCCACAAUGCGCGACUUGUGCAACGGGUUCAAGCUCAUCUUCCAGAACAUGCAUCAAGCAGCGGCUAUGGGCAGAGGGGCCAGGAGAUGA
Messenger RNA from Capronia epimyces CBS 606.96, 4269 nucleotides. Its product is annotated as transcription elongation factor SPT6. Gene Ontology annotation, cellular component: transcription elongation factor complex. Gene Ontology annotation, molecular function: histone binding; nucleosome binding; DNA binding. The record is from RefSeq and is a predicted model, not a curated record. Gene Ontology annotation, biological process: transcription elongation-coupled chromatin remodeling; mRNA transcription by RNA polymerase II; transcription elongation by RNA polymerase II. The transcript has 3 exons. NCBI's taxonomy places the organism in Eukaryota, Fungi, Ascomycota, Eurotiomycetes, Chaetothyriales, Herpotrichiellaceae. Bases 1 to 4269 code for a protein of 1422 amino acids.